AUGUGGCUUUCCUCGCUCGUCCCGAGGCGAAAAUAUAGGAUAGGAGCGACGUGCCUCUUUUCAAUAUGUCUUGUGCUAGUCAACCAAGGUCUUGCAGAGAAGACUGCUGCGGAUUAUUUCGUUCGAUCUCUUCCAGGGGCACCACCUGGUCCACUCUUGAAAAUGCACGCGGGACACGUUGAAAUUUCACCUGAGCACCAUGGAAACCUAUUCUUUUGGCUCUACCAAAACCGGCACAUUGCAAACAAGCAGAGACUACUUAACGGGGGACCGGGAUGCAGCUCAGAAGACGGGGCAUUAAUGGAGAUUGGCCCUUACAGAGUCAGAAAUGACCAGAAUGGACCAAGACUUGAGUAUAACGAUGGUUCAUGGGAUGAAUUUUCCAACCUCAUGUUUGUGGAUAAUCCGUAUGGAACUGGAUACAGCUACAUCGAUUCCGACUCUUUUGUACACAGCUUAUCAGAAAUGGCCGACCAAUUUGUCAUGUUUUUGGAAAAAUGGUUUAAAAUAUUUCCACAGUUCGAACUAGAUGAUAUAUAUCUUGCAGGUGAAUCUUAUGCAGGACAGCAUGUUCCAUACAUCGCUCGAGCGAUCCUUGAUCGUAAUAAAAAGAACGCGCAGAAAUGGGGAUUAAAAGGUAUGCUAAUUGGAAAUGGAUGGAUCGCGCCCGAGGAGCAAUACAAAGCUUAUCUAUCAUUUGCAUAUGAGCGGGGCCUCGUACAGCGUGACUCUGAUGUUGCUAAAAGAAUAGAAUCUCAACAGGCGAUCUGUAUGAAAGAGCUUAACCAAGCUGGUGGGAAGGAUCGCGUUAGCAUCAAGCAGUGUGAAGAUGUCCUCCAGGAAAUUCUACGAGAAACCCAGACACCAGGAACAGACGGAAAUCAACAAUGUAUGAAUAUGUACGAUGUACGGCUAAAAGAUUCGUACCCUAGUUGUGGCAUGAAUUGGCCUCCUGACUUGGCCGAUGUUACAACUUAUCUUCGCAGGAAAGAUGUGGUAGACGCCUUACACAUUGACUCCCAAAAACAAACUGGUUGGAAAGAAUGCAAUGGAGCUGUAGGGACGGCUUUCAGGAGUUCAGAGUCUAAACCAUCCCUAAGUCUCCUACCGGACUUGAUUGCAGAAGUCCCAAUUGUGCUUUUCUCUGGAGCUGAGGAUCUCAUAUGCAAUCACAUUGGAACGGAAGAACUUAUCAGCAAUAUGCAAUGGAACGGGGGUAAGGGAUUUGAAUUGUCGCAAGGAACUUGGGCACCUCGUAGGGAUUGGGAGUUUGAGGGACAGCCAGCCGGAUUCUGGCAAGAAGCACGGAAUCUUACCUAUGUCUUAUUUUACAACUCGUCUCACAUGGUUCCAUUUGAUUACGCGCGGCGAACCCGCGAUAUGCUUGACCGAUUCAUGGGUGUAGAUAUCAGCAGCAUUGGAGGAACCCCUACAAACAGUCGGAUCGACGGAGAGAAAGGUCUUGAAACUUCUGUCGGUGGUCACCCUAACAGCACUGCUGCACAAGAGGCGGAAUACACCAGACUCGAAGCUGCCAAAUGGUCAGCUUAUUACAAGUCAGGAGAGACGGUCCUCGUUAUUGUCAUUAUUGCGGCUGGAGCAUGGGGGUACUGUAUCUGGAGGGAUAGAAGAAAGCGCGCUGGCUAUAAGGGUAUCUUUGGCGACGACACUCCCAUGGCUCUCGGCGGAGCACGUCGGAGUAUACAACCUGAGGAGAUAGGCGGUGUAAGCAAGCGAGUCCGGAGACCAAGGAGGGAUGUAGAAGCAGUGGAAUUUGACGAGAGUGAACUGGACGAGCUUCAUUUUGAGCCGACAGAGAGCACUAUCAGGGAUCGUUACAGCAUCGGUGGCGAUAGUGAUGACGAGGAUGAAAAGAUUUAUGAUGGGCUUGUAAAUGCAAAGGGUAAGCAGAGGCUAAGGAUGAGUUGA
This is a messenger RNA of Blumeria graminis f. sp. triticale, 1929 nucleotides long. NCBI's taxonomy places the organism in Eukaryota, Fungi, Ascomycota, Leotiomycetes, Helotiales, Erysiphaceae. The record is from the annotation of a GenBank genome assembly.